Nasonia vitripennis (jewel wasp) is the source of this 1982-nucleotide messenger RNA. It is a transcript of the gene Mccc2, whose product is annotated as methylcrotonoyl-CoA carboxylase beta chain, mitochondrial. The record is from RefSeq and is a predicted model, not a curated record. Gene Ontology annotation, cellular component: methylcrotonoyl-CoA carboxylase complex; mitochondrion. Gene Ontology annotation, biological process: L-leucine catabolic process. NCBI's taxonomy places the organism in Eukaryota, Metazoa, Arthropoda, Insecta, Hymenoptera, Pteromalidae. The transcript is spliced from 10 exons. Bases 102 to 1790 code for a protein of 562 amino acids. Gene Ontology annotation, molecular function: methylcrotonoyl-CoA carboxylase activity.
UACACAAAGUUAGGAGCUCGUGUAGAUAGUAAGAACGACAAGUUGUCGUUCCUCGUAGGUUUUAUUUUUAUUUUUGUAUAAAGUCGUGAUUUUUGUACAAAAUGUUGCGAAAAAGUAGGCAUUUGAUUAAUAAUUUACGUGUCUUGAGGAGAAAAUUUCACCAAGAGGCUUCUGUUAUCGGCACAACACAGGAUACAAAUUCACCGGAAUAUCAGGAAAACUAUGUUCAAAUGAAAGCUGUAGUCGAUAAAUUAAAAACCGUAGUUGGAAAAGUUGUAGAAGGAGGCGGAAGAAAAGCCAUAGAAAGACAUCGUAGUAAAGGGAAACUACUGCCCAGAGAAAGAAUAAAUAAUUUGCUAGAUGAAGGAUCGCCUUUUCUAGAAUUUUCUCAACUUGCCGGGUACGAAUUGUACGGCAAAGAAGAGGUUCCAGCUGGUGGCAUCAUAACCGGAAUAGGAAGAGUACAGGGGACAGAAUGCCUCAUCAUUGCAAAUGACGCGACGGUCAAGGGUGGCACUUACUACCCGAUAACAAUCAAAAAGCAGGUCCGUGCUCAAGAAAUUGCGGAGGAAAAUAAACUGCCUUGCAUCUAUCUCGUGGACAGUGGCGGAGCUAACCUACCUAGACAGGCUGACACUUUUCCAGACAAGAUGCACUUUGGCCGGACUUUUUACAACCAGGCGAAUAUGAGUGCGGCCGGGAUUCCACAGAUUGCCGUUGUAAUGGGAAGCUGCACCGCCGGUGGUGCUUAUGUACCGGCGAUGGCAGACGAGAGCGUGAUAGUUCGUAAUCAGGGUACGAUAUUCUUAGCCGGACCGCCUUUAGUCAAGGAGUCAACAGGAGAGGAAGUUACAGCCGAAGAGUUGGGUGGCGCUGCUCUUCACUGCGAAAAAUCCGGUGUGUCAGAUCACUACGCCCUCGACGACACCCACGCACUGCACCUGACGCGCCAGAUCGUCUCGAAUUUGAACGUUAAGCGCGUCGUCGAGACGACAAUCGACCGCGACUUCAAGCCGCCGUUGCACGCGGUCGACGAGAUCUACGGCAUCGUCGGGACCAACCUGAAGAAGCCCUUCGAUGUUCGCGAGGUCAUAGCCAGGAUCGUCGACGGCUCGGCCUUCCACGAAUUCAAAGAGCGAUACGGACAGACCCUCGUGACCGGAUUCGCAAGAAUUCACGGCUUUCCCGUGGGUAUCGUUGCCAACAACGGAAUCCUCUUUUCCGAGAGCGCGCUCAAAGGAGCACACUUUGUGCAGCUUUGCGCGCAGAGAAAGAUUCCGCUUCUAUUCUUGCAAAAUAUUAUGGCUGGAGAAGGAUUCAUGGUAGGAAAGGAAUCAGAAGCCGGUGGCAUUGCGAAGAACGGAGCUAAGAUGGUAACUGCAGUUUCCUGCGCUCAAGUACCGAAAAUCACCGUCAUUAUUGGAGGAUCUCACGGAGCUGGAAAUUACGGUAUGUGCGGAAGGGCAUACUCGCCGAGGUUCCUCUACAUGUGGCCGAAUGCGAAGAUAUCUGUGAUGGGAGGAGAGCAAGCAGCUGGUGUGCUCGCUCAGGUCACGAGAGACAAGCUCAAGAGGGAAGGCAAAGAGUGGACCAAAGAAGAAGAGGACAAUUUAAAAAAUCCUAUCAUCAAACAAUUCGAAUAUGAAAGCAGCCCUUAUUACUCUAGUGCUAGGUUGUGGGAUGAUGGAGUUAUUGAUCCAGUGGAUACGCGAACAGUUGUUGCUCUAAGCUUGUCGGCAGUACUGAAUGCUCCGAUACCUGAUAGUAAAUUUGGAAUCUUCCGAAUGUAAAAAUGUGUCCCGUACGUGUGUGUGUGUGUUUAUAUAUAUAUAUAUUAAGUACUUUCAAAAUUUCAGAGACAUAAGUUGUUGAGUUUUUAUAAACACACUUUUUAUUUUUAUACUUUUUGUCGUUGUUGAAUAUUUCAAGUGUACAGAGUAAUUAUGAAUAUUUCAAAAUAAUAUAUAUACGAUGAUAAGAAA